Messenger RNA from Aspergillus calidoustus, 1441 nucleotides. NCBI's taxonomy places the organism in Eukaryota, Fungi, Ascomycota, Eurotiomycetes, Eurotiales, Aspergillaceae. The record is from the annotation of a GenBank genome assembly.
CAACGUUAUCCACGCCCUCCUGUCAUAAACUGAGAAUGAGCCGAGGCACUUUGACGACUGCGCUGGCGCUCCGCCAAUCAGAAGAGUGCCGGGCGCGAGUCACUCCGCCUCCGACCGGAGCGCGACAUGGCAAAUCUUUGGGGAGAAUCGGCGAGUCCGUACCAAAGAACCAGGACCGAGGACAACGCGCGCCCCAAUGACAUUAUUCUUCACGCUCGUUGAUUGACCCUGGCUUAUCUGUUUCAGUCGCUCCUUUCCCACUCUCCUUAAGUCCCUCGGGCCCAGAUCUCUCCGUCGCCAUGCCAGGAACAUUGAUCCCAACGUUGAUUCGGGCUGUCCCCACUACACCCAGGCUCCAUGUUUCUUGUCUUUCUACGAAUGGGUUGAAGUCCGCCCGGUCACGCCAAGUUCCUCAGCUUUUGCUUUCAGGCUUUUCAUCUCAGCGUGCAUAUUCUACCGCCGGUUCUGAAUCUAUAAAUCCCAAGCCCCGUUCAUAUUUUCGCCGCGUUCUCGGUUUCACAGCUCUCGCAGCAUUCUCAUUUACCGCUGGAUUCAGUUAUCAAUUCUUUUCUUCCGCAAAUAGCAUCAUGACUGUCCCGAUCUCCGACGAGGAAACCCUGACCGCAUUCACUCCUUCCGAUGAGUUUACGCAAAAGGUCGAAGACCACAUCCACAACCAUCCCCUGGCUCAAGCGCUCCGGGAGGACCCUGCCUAUAGCGGAUCCAGGCCAUAUCUGAAGAUACCAGAGAAAAUCCGCACUCGCAACCUCACUGCUGGUACUCUUUCAAACUCCCAGGGCAUCGUGGUUCCGCCUCUUGUUUUCUGCAACAAGGAAACUAGCAGCCUCGUCUCGAUCAUAUACCUUGGCCCGAAUGUCUCUGGUCACCCGGGCAUCGUCCACGGUGGGCUUCUUGCUACGCUGCUAGACGAGGGCAUGGGGCGGGCUGCUUUUCUCGUCUUGCCGAACAAGGUUGGCGUUACUGCCAACCUGAAUGUCGACUACCGACGACCUGCCAUGGCCAACAACUACUUUGUCAUGCGUGCGCAGGUUGUCAAGUCUGAGGGCCGCAAGGCGUGGGUUGAAGCUCACAUUGAGACUCUUCCUGAGGAGGGCAAGGAACCGGAGGUGUUGGUCGAAGCGAGGUCACUAUUCAUAGAGCCAAAGAUGGCAGCGACAAUGCCAAACCUGCACAAAUUCGCCAGCUAGAAUUUCUCCGUGUGAUGAUGGCUGUCCGGGGAGUUUUGAAGAGCAUUGUAGUUGUCUAUGUUAUCUUGGCGUGCACAUGGAUGGAAUAUUUGCGAUAAUUUUGAUCUUGUACAUAUUGUUUUCGGAGUAUAGACCACCACCGUUGCCCUUUUUGAAUCAGCCGUAACUGCAAAUAAUAUCAUAUCAAGUAUAUAUUGUUUUGGCUGCAGAUAUUCAUAGUUGCGUAGUAUGAG